AUGACUAUUAAAAUGGCAUGCUAUUUUGGAUGGAUAGCGCUCGACUUGCGCGAAAUUUUCUAUCCAAUACUUAUGAAUAAUUAUGUCAAAUCUAAAAUAAUGACCAUCGUCCUUCACACGUUCUGCUUGUCUAAUAAUAUUUUUAAAUUCCUGCUCAUUAAUUAUAUAUGCGAAACAGUCACCAUCAAGGCACGUGCAACAGCAGAUUUAUUAAAUAGAUUAUCAUAUGUCACUUAUGAUAUUGAAAUUCGUGAAAUCAUUUCACAAUUUUCAUUACGAAUAGUUCAUACCCCUCUUAGAUUCAAUGGAAUUGGACUUUUCCAAUUUGGUUUUAAAUUUCUUCAUGGGUUUAUCACGUCUGUUGCAACUGUUUUAGUUAUAAUACUACAGGCACAAACGAAUAAGCAAAAAUUUGUAUGA
Molecule: messenger RNA, 420 nt
Organism: Mycetomoellerius zeteki
Lineage: Eukaryota; Metazoa; Arthropoda; Insecta; Hymenoptera; Formicidae
Exons: 4
Coding region: 1-420 (139 amino acids)
Biological process (GO): sensory perception of taste
Cellular component (GO): membrane
Source: RefSeq, a predicted model, not a curated record